Molecule: messenger RNA, 4488 nt
Organism: Chara braunii
Lineage: Eukaryota; Viridiplantae; Streptophyta; Charophyceae; Charales; Characeae
Source: the annotation of a GenBank genome assembly
GAGAAGUUUCGAUGUGAGGCAGCCACUCCUGCUGUGUGGAAUGCGAUCUGGUCGAAGGACAUGACAAAAUGUCCAAAGGAGUUCGCGUCGGCCAUUGAAACGUUGCAGAGUUGCUUGCCAGGUCAUCCGAGCUUGCAGUGGCCACCUCUUCGAUUUCUCGAGGACGCAGUGCCGCCGCUGGUUUCUCCCACCGCCCCUUCUGGAGCCGUCGCAUCGCCCAAUUCUGGGGCUCCGGUACCGCGUCCUGCAACAACAGUUGCAACACGACCGGCAGCCCCGCCGUAUGCGCCGCUGGCUGGGACACGAGGUGCUCGCGAUAUGGGAGUUGGUCGUUCCACGCCAGCCAACGAGCCCACGCCUCUGAGGGAUGGUGUGGCCUCUACGGCAUUUGACGAGGAGAGCACACGUGCAUUUAUUGAGAGUCGCAGGUGGGGGGGGAGUGUCGACAGUUCAGCGCCCUCGCUCGCCCCUGUUUUCAGGAGUGCUAGGCAGUCAGAUACCGCACGGGGUGGUACUGCGGUGGCACCUGGCGCAUCACCCCGCAAUUUGUCGGAGCACCCCUGGCUGCCACCACCACCGUCGAGAGCGGCGCAGCGUCCAAUGGUGGAUCAUGGGGUGCCUGUCGAGGAGGUCCCCGCUCCGGUGUCCGAUUCAUCGCGGACCCCUGUUCCGACAACCACGGGCGGAGGUCGGUCCAGCCCACAGCCUCCAUCCGUAUUGACCGGAACGUUAGACCCUUUGCAGCGCAUUCGUGACCUUGCAGUCGCCCAGAGCGCGACACCUGUGAGCCCUGGCGGGUUGUUGGAUGUUGGGGUCCUUGGCGGGAGAGCUACGACGGGACGAUGUAGGGGCACUUACAGGAAGCAAACCGUCACGUCAUAUUAUUCGGACCCUUUGAAGCGCGCAUGGCAUCUGCAAAUCAUGCGGUUCAUCAUCGAGAGCGGGAUGCCGUUCAACAGCACGAAGCUUGAAAGCUUCAAACGCAUGUUCACAAUGAUAAUCCCGUCGGGGGUUCCAGGGGCACCCGCGCCUAGACUUCCCUCGUACCACAUGCUGCGCACGACCCUUUUGGACGAGCUGGAUGGUGAGGUCCAGAAGUGUGUUCGGCCGGUGCUUGACACGUCGAGAGAGACCGGUUGCACAAUCAUGACCGAUGGUUGGACCAACAUCCGUGGUCAGACGUUGUGCAACUACCUUGUUGGUACAGAGAUCGGGGUGGUGUAUGUGUCCACCGACGUCAUGCGUGGCAAAAAGGACGUCAGUGCCCUCGCGAACGCAUGGUUGAAAAGGGUGAAGUCCAUGGACGUUCAAUUGAGCGACAUCACGGCGUUCGUGACGGACUCCGCCGGAGUGAACGUCACGGCGAUGGAGGUAUUCCAAAAAGAUAAGAGCGUGAAACACAUCUUCUGGAUUCCUUGCGUCGCCCACAUCAUGGAUCUCAUUCUCGAGGACAUCGGCGGGAUUGAUUGGGUGGCUUCCCGCAUUUCUCAAGCGAGGCUAGUUACAAGGUUCUUCAAGCGCCAUGGACAUGCGAGAGAGCUUCUUGAGGCGCACUCGGCGGAGACUCUUCUGCUACCGGCGGAGACGCGUUUCGGCACGAACGUCAUCAUGAUGGAGAGGCUGGUGGCACUGCGGGACGCGUUGACAGAUGUUGUGGCCGACGAUCGCUGGCGCGAGACUGUUUGGUCGACCAGCAAGAUCUGCAAGAAUGCAGCGGAGGUCACUGCAUGUAUCGGCUCCCCUCCAUGGUGGGAGGAUUUGAGAGCUCUGUGCAAGAUGCUAGAGCCCAUUAUGGGCAUGCUGAAGUUGGUGGACAGCGACACAUGCCAGAUCAGCAAGAUUCUGCGACGUUACGAAGAAAUGAUUGCAUCUUGUUUGUCCGCAUGUCGUGACAUUGAUCGGGAGCAGCAGGACGCUAUUGUGGAGGUGUUCCACAGGCGACGCACCAUGUUCAAGACCCCCGCCCACACGGCAGCCAUGCUGCUAGAUCCAGAGUUCCGGGACGCGACGAUUUGUGACGAUGCGGAGGUGCAGCAGGCCUUGGUCAAGGCCCUUGUCCAGUUCGUCUACCCGGAGGAUUCGCCGCAGCACCGGGAGGUCCAACGAGCGGUCGCCAAGCUCCACACGAGGGAGCCCCCUUUCGAUGAGCUCACCAUGCGGCGAGUUGCGGAUAUCUUUGAUCACCCUGCCAGUUUUUGGUCCUCAAAGAAGGCGAAGUUCCCUCACACGGCCGUGUUUGCAGGUAGGAUCCUUCGUAUAUGGGCGACCGCCUCACCGUGCGAGAGAGCGUGGUCUCGUUGGAGCUUCAUUCAUUCGAAGUCUCGCAACAGGUUGGAGGUUCCCCGGGCUGAGAAGCUUGUGCGGUGCCACUGGAACCUCAGGCUACUCGAUGGACCUUCGUUGUGCGACGAUGGUGUUGGAGAGAGGCCCGGCGUCUUCGGGAAAUGGGUGCAUUAUUGGCAGGCCAUGGAGGACGAGGCAGCUGUGGACCAGCAGCUCGUCAGAGGCACCGGUGUUCUGGCGAAGGUGACCGAGGAGGAGUUGAGCCUCGCCAGAGAGAGGAUGCGCGCCAUUUCCCGCAUGGGAGCCGAGCGUCGGGUGGCGGAGUCGGACAGGAGGCGACGCAGGGCUGGUGGUCGGGGACGUGGCGGUCGUGGACGAGCAGGUGUCGGAGGACGUAUACGUGGCGAUGCGGGUUACGCUCCUCGGACUCGGCGACAGCGGACGGAUGGUGGCAUUCGCAGGGCCCGCAUGCAUUGGGACGAGGGUGACUUCUUGUUCGACAGCACAUCCAACGACGACGACGAUUUCUUUGCGUCGGGAACACAUGCAUCCACGGGUGAUGAUAGAGGUGACGCUGAGGCGAUGACAGAGGCGACGGUGAUGACAGAGGUGAUGGCGCAGGGCCCGGGGGAGGGGGAGGGGGAGGUGGAGCGGUUGAGACACGGGGGUAGGCGGGAUGACAGUAUUGCGUCUCGUGUACGCAGACAUCGUGUCCACAUUGCGAUCGACACGGGGGCACGUGACAUGCGGCAGGACCCGGUUGCCGUGUCAGAGGACGAGAUGGGAGAUCCUUCCAACGAGACGCAGCGCGACCCGGUUCAUGCAGAGGAGCUAGCCUCGAACACUGAUGUGAUAGUGACGGAGGAGGAUACAGGGUUCAGGAUCACUCAUCUCCGGUCGCGAGCGCCGGUUGUUGGCAUAGAGGAGGAGACGGAGUUCGGAGGACCCGGUCCACUCCGCCAGGCGCAGACUCGGUGCACUCCAGCAGGCGCCCCAGUCCAGUCCACAGGAGCGGGUUUGGAGGACGGCAAGGCACGACGUGAGCCGCCUCCUCACACGAGUGACGGCGGUCUAGAGGAUGGAGAGGUUGCACCCACUCCCACUUGUGGAAAGGACGGGGAGGAUGAAUGUCCUCCGACGGACCACCACGUCGGCCUCGACUGCCCGCCCGACAAUCUUCCGCCCACCAUGGAUUCCGCCUUGGCAUCUCUGCCCGAUAUAUCGCUACUGAUAUCUCCCACUUUGCCGGUUGUGGCACCACCGGAGCCUGCUAGACGAGAUGACGCGCGUCGUGACAGAGGGUUCGAUAAGUUCGGCGGCGACACGAUACUGCAUCCUCCAGAGUCCGGCACUCCCGCCAUUUUUCAUGGGGGUCAUGGUUCGCAGGUGUUAUCGGACGGCGUGUCAUCAGUCCAUCCACCAGAGGAGGGCCCGCAGCAAGAGCCACAUCGAGGGYCAGCGGAGACUUUAGAGGCGAGGCCUCCCGGAGUUAUCCRCUCGGACGGAGGCGAGGGCGUGAGCGAGGAUAYAGCGCAGCCAGGGAGCGCAGAUGRUGGACGGUCCUUCAGGGGGGGCAUCGAGCGCAGAGGGUCAUCGACCGCACACCCCAGCAUUGUCAGGCCCAGCACACAUGACGUUGGAGAUGGGCACACAGAUAAGCCUCGACCGCAUUUGACGGGGAUGCGUGACAUUAUGUGUCCACCACCCUCACGCCCCUCUGCCGCUGAUCCUGCCGCCCACGGGCAGGCUGCACCGAGCGCAUUGCCUACGAGGUCUUUCUACGACGGUGCGGGCAUGGACCGGAGGGCGGGCGAUAUCGGACAGACAUCAGCAUAUGGACCGGCAGAUGUGCCCACGGGGGCGCGAUCGAUCGGCAAUGUCGAUGGCACUUGUCAUGAUUCCAUGAGAGCUUACGAGGAGCAGCAUGGGAGGCCUAUACGGGCCAAGACGAGCUAUGUCAACGACACCAGGACGGCAACUGCGAGGCUGUCACGGGCGAGGAAGAAGGGAACAGGUGUGUCGAUUCCGUAUCACUGGCGCUGCCUGCAUUCUUUUUUCCGCAACAGGGACGAGACCAGACAGAUGCCAGCUGCCGCAGAUGGACAGGGGGGGGGCGGAGGGAGGUGACAGAGUGGACGAAGCAGGUCGAGGUGAGAAGAGACGAGGCGGCACGAUCAUCCUCCAUGACAACAGCUCCACAGCCGC